GAUUGCCAGCGCUUCAAUUGGGUGUCUAUUGACAACCUGGUCGGUUGCUGUGUGCUCUCAUUCCAUAGGUAUUUACGGUGCCUGUUGUGUUGACUCAAUUGUGUGCCCUAUCCUUUCCACGACUGCCGGUUGCUUGCUUCGAUCGGUCUUGACAAUAUUCGCCUGUCUUUAUUCGAAAACGACUCUUUAUCCUUACUGGAACUCACAAUCUUUUGUGCAGCACCUCACUCUCGUUCAGUAAUCGCUUUCACCGUUUACCCCUCUCCUCGUGUCACGUACACCGACCCUAAUUUCGACAUCGUUACCGCAAUCAAAAAGAGCCACAUACUACCUCAUUACGAUGAAUGUAAACAAGAAGCUAGAUCGCUUCAAGCAAUGGGCUGGCGAACGAAUGGGAGGAGAAGUCAAGACCAAUGUCUCUGACGACUUCAAAGCCUUGGAGACAGAGAUGAACCUACGACACGAUGGCAUGGAGAAAAUGCAUCGGUCAAUGACUGCAUAUGUCAAGGCGAUCUCUAAGCGCAAGGAGGGAGACGAUAAGGAAAAGACACUGCCUAUCGCUCACCUAGGAAGUGUCAUGAUUCAACACGGCGAGGAUUUCGAUUCUCAGUCUGAGUUUGGUCGAUCUUUGACCUUGACUGGAAAGGCCCACGAAAGACUCGCGCGUAUUCAGGAAAGCUACUCUGUCCAAGCCAGCACGAGCUGGCUCGAGGCUCUUGAACGAAGUCUGGCUUCUUUAAAGGAAUAUCAGAAUGCUCGUAAGAAAUUAGAAAGCCGGCGCCUGGCCUACGACGCCUCCCUGGCAAAAAUGCAAAAAGCCAAGAAAGAGGAUUUCCGUGUGGAGGAGGAACUUCGCUCGCAGAAAGCCAAAUAUGAGGAGACGAAUGACGAUGUCUAUCGCAGAAUGAUGGAUAUCCAAGAUGCAGAAGGUGAAAACUUGGCGGAUUUGACAGCUUUUAUUGAUGCGGAGCUCAACUACCACGAGCGUUCCCGUGAAGUAUUGCUUCAGUUGAGGAACGAAUUACCAACAGCAAAUCCUCCGGCAUCACAUGCAAAUAGCCAUCGCCCUAGUCGAGCUCGCUCAAAUACGGCCCAUUCGUACCAAGAGAGGUAUGAGCCAGUCGUGGAAGUAGCUCCACCGUCGCCUCCGCGUCCAACAAUCAGAUCGAGGCGAUCUUCCACAUUCUAUCCGCAGAAUGACGAGACGCCGCAAGCACGACCGGAGUAUUCACGCCCGGCGUUCAACCGCGUCUCAACUUACGAUGGUUCGACACACGAGUCGCCGUCUACUUAUACCCCCAACCGCGUUCAUAAUGAUCUUUCGAUCCGAAGCGCCAGAACGAAUCUGAGACCGGUCAGCAAAAUUCAUGAAGAUUACCAGGACAGCUCGUCGUAUGGAAAUGUUAGCCCGUAUGAUGACAGAUCGGAGUCGUCUGCUACCUCACAAGGCGGCUACUUUUCGCGCACGCCUAGCUCAUCCGCCUUGAAUUCUGUUUCGCCUGCUACGAAGAAAGGACCACCACCACCUCCUCCAUCCCGAGCGACUAAACCUAAGCCUCCGCCUCCUCCCCCACCAGUAAAGCGCAAUCUGAUCGGAGCAUAAUGACGCAUACGAAAUGGUUUGAGCAACAAGUAGUGGGCUUUGCAUUGGUUAUUCUAUUGUAUUUGUAUUUGUAUUUUUGAGGUUUUAGGGAUCCGCGGCUGGUACCAUGAUUGGAUUCUUUAUGAUUUGUUCUGUUCUGUUAUGCCUCAGCAACGAUGGCGAUUGAUACACGAUAACGUUCUUUGCGUAGUGUCAUUCUGAGGGUCUGGAGUAUAAAAGUUAGUUGUGUUGACAUUCAAUUGACCAAUGAAUCGGU
Molecule: messenger RNA, 1859 nt
Organism: Talaromyces stipitatus ATCC 10500
Lineage: Eukaryota; Fungi; Ascomycota; Eurotiomycetes; Eurotiales; Trichocomaceae
Product: BAR domain protein
Exons: 6
Coding region: 341-1603 (420 amino acids)
Cellular component (GO): cytoplasm
Molecular function (GO): protein binding
Source: RefSeq, a predicted model, not a curated record